AUGGCUAACAAUAUCCAAGGAAUCUGGGGUGCCAUUGGGUAUUUCAAUGUUAUCACCUCUAUUGAGGAGAAAAAAGGAGGUAGAAGCUACAGACGGGAAGAAAUCCUUGAUUUUUUAGAAUGUCUUAAUGACUGUGGGCUUCAAGAUGCAGGCUACAAUGGUUCUAUAUACACGUGGUGUGAUAAUAGGGAUCCUCCUACUACCAUAUGGAAGAGACUUGAUAGAUUAGUCUAUAACUCUAGCUGUAAAGUCAUUUCUAAAAUUCUUAAUAACAGAAUCUCCAGCUUACUCCCCAAAAUCAUAUCCAAGAACCAAUCUGGUUUUAUCGGAGGGAGGGGAAUUUCUGAAAAUAUCCUUCUAGCACAGGAAAUUAUCAAUGAUAUUAAGAAUCCUGCUAGAGGAGGAAAUGUUGUGCUAAAAUUAGAUAUGGCCAAGGCUUGUGAUAGAGUCUCUUGGGAGUUCCUAUGCCAGGCUCUAAAGAGAUUUGGUUUCUCUGAAUGGUGGACUCAUCUGAUGUACAAUUUCAUAUCCAGUAACUGCAAGAAACCUCUUGAAAUGAUGCUUAAAACUCUGAAAGUAUAUGAGGAAGUUUCUGGACAACUACUCAAUAAGGAAAAAAGUUGUUUUGCAGUGGCCAAUAAUUCCAAAGCUGCCACUAUUAACAAGCUCAAAAACAUUACUGGUAUGAAACAUCAGCUCUUUCCUAUUAGAUAUCUUGGUUGCCCUCUUAUUACUGGUAAAAAAAAGAUCUCUCACAAUUCAGUUAUGGUAAGCAAGAUCAUUGACAAGAUUAGAGGUUGGCAUACUAAAUUUCUUUCCACUAGUGGAAGAGCUAUUUUGAUUAGACAUGUUCUCCUUGCGAUGCCAAUUCAUCUCUUUGCAGCUACCACCCCCCCCAAAGGUACCAUUGAGCUUAUAGAGAAGUACAUUAUUAGAUUUUUUUGGACAAGGCAAGACACUAGAGGUAAGUAUCAUUGGGCCUCUUGGAAGAACUUGUGCUACCCUUAUGAGGAGGGUGGAACGAACUUUAGAAAUCUUGAAGACAUGUGCCAUGCUUUUCAAACAAAACAAUGGUGGAACCUCAGAAUCACUACUUCACUAUGGAAGAAUUUCAUUAAAGAUAAAUACUUCAACAAUAUGCACCCUAUCAAGGCCCAAUGGAGCAGAGGACAACCACAAAGUUGGAAAGUUCUUUGCAACAUUAAAGAAGAGGUGGAUAAGAACAUCAAAUGGAUCAUUGGGAAAGGAGAGGUGGACUUUUGGUAUGACAAUUGGACUAAUAUUUGA
Molecule: messenger RNA, 1287 nt
Organism: Solanum stenotomum
Lineage: Eukaryota; Viridiplantae; Streptophyta; Magnoliopsida; Solanales; Solanaceae
Exons: 3
Coding region: 1-1287 (428 amino acids)
Source: RefSeq, a predicted model, not a curated record